Molecule: messenger RNA, 1824 nt
Organism: Ipomoea nil (Japanese morning glory)
Lineage: Eukaryota; Viridiplantae; Streptophyta; Magnoliopsida; Solanales; Convolvulaceae
Exons: 7
Coding region: 1-1824 (607 amino acids)
Source: RefSeq, a predicted model, not a curated record
AUGAAUUCCAAUUCAGCUCAGUACAAUCCUGAUGAUCCUAUGUAUUUGCAUGUGACUGAGAAUCCUAAUCUCAUUCUCAUAUCUCCACCUCUAUCGGAGAUCAACUAUGCUUCCUGGAGUUGUUCGAUGAAGAUCGCAUUGGAAGUAAAGAACAAAUAUGGUUUCGUAGAUGGAACUAUUAAGGAGUACUCUAUUUUGAACUUGCAGCAGAAAUCUGGAAAGUCCUUGAAAAGAGAUACUCCCAAGUGGAUCCUCACAGAAUUGCAGAAAUACAAAAUGAAAUCUACAGGAGUUCACAAGGCCAUUGCUGUGCAAAAUGAUCAGGCUCAACACUCAGAUGAACAUAUCAUGAUUGCAACAUCAAGUUCAUAUAACAGAAAGAAAUUCACUACUGGAUCACAAAAAAAUGUGCCUAAGUGCACAUUUUGUGGGAUGUUAGGUUACAAAUCCAAAGGCAAGCAGAACCAGGAUACUCAGCACAAUCUCAGUGCUUCUGUCAGUCAAGCUAAUAAUGUUGGUUUAUCUCCUGAUCUUCAAAGACUCUUAUCUCUGUUGCAAAAUCAAAAGCAAGGAAAUCAGUCCUCAACCAAUGCAGCUGUGACAGUCAACAAUGUUGGACUGAUUCCAGAUUUCAGAAACUCUAUGGGGAACAACCACAAUGAAGGCAGGUCCAUCUAUGAUUCUUAUGUUAACACUGUCUUGAAUUCUUCUAGUGUUUGGAUUCUAGAUUCAGGAGCAACAGAUCACAUUGUUUGCUCCUUGGAAUAUUUUGAAACUUUUCAUGCUGCUUAUGGAGUCUUGGUUAAAUUGCCCAAUGGGGACACAAUGAAGGUCACACACAUAGGACAAGUCAGAUUGCACAUAAACAUACUGUUGAAAAAUGUGCCAUUCAUCCCAUCUUUUCAGUUCAAUAUCAUAUCUGCUAGCAAAUUAACAAAGGAAUCAAAGUAUGAGAUUGUUAUGAAGACUGACUCUUGCACCCUUCAGGGACAUCUUGGGAUAGUGGAUGGUUUUUCUAGUGAGAAAGGUGGACUAUACCUGAUUACCAACCCCCCUACAAAGAAGAGGGCCUGUUUUUCCAGCACUGUUUUUGGUUCUCUCUCAAAAUGGGUGGCUGAGAGGAAACAUCAGCAUAUUUUGAAUUUUGCUAGGGCAUUGAAAUAUAACUUUUGGGGCCACCGUGUUCUACAUGCAUCCUACUUGAUCAAUAGAUUACCCACUGAAGUCCUCCAUGGCAAUAAUCCCUUCCAAGUACUAUUUGAAAAAGAUGUGGAUUAUGGCAAGCUAAGAUCCUUUGGUUGCUUGUGUUUUGCUGCAACCAUCUCACAAGGAAGAAACAAAAUGCAACCAAGAGCCAGAAAAGCCAUCUUUCUAGGUUUUCCAGCUAAUAUAAAAGGUUACAUAUUGUUUGAAUUGGCUAAUAAAGUUACCUUUGUAUCCAGGGAUGUCAUCUUUUAUGAGCAAAUCUUCCCGUUCAAAGGAGAUCCUGGGCCUCAACACAGUAAUGCCACACUAGAAGGUUUUAAUCCUUCUUUGCCUCUAAUUCCCAUCUCUAUUGAAAUACAUGCUAGCAUGUUACAGCCAACCAAUGAUGAGCCAACUAGCAGGGAUUCCAGUGAAGAGAACCAUAAUCACCACACUGAUGAGAAAGUCCUUAUGCAUAUUUUCCCAAAGAAUAACUCACCAGAUGAUCAUAUUGAACAACCACAGCUUGAAAUUUACCUGCCAAAUGCCUUUGUACAUGAACCUCAAUCAUACAAAGAAGCUGUAAAAUCUGAAGAAUGGAAACAGGCUAUGCAGGCUGAGAUAAAGGCCCUAGUCUAG